AUGGCUGCCAACGAGAAGCCCCAGUUUAUGCACGACGGCUCUCCCGCAGUUGAGAUAAAGGGAGCUUGGCCCGACAAUGAGAACACCGAAUCAAUUGCCAACGGCGAGGCGCGCUAUAAUAUCGUCGACAAGAUACGAUGCAUGUAUUACGAGCACCUCCACGACUACAACUUCCCUGGUGACAUUCUUCAGAGAGCCGCCAACCUGAUCAAGCAGAAUAGAAGCGAUGUUGACAUGGAGGUCGCUCAGGCCCUCGCGUCUGACUUUCACGAGCAGAAAGAGCACAUACUCAAAAACUCUCCUUACCCAGAAGUUCGGGCGGUGGUCGAUCCGACGGAUGACCCAUCGAUGCCGGUGAAUACGUUCCGUGCGUGGUUCCUAGGCAGCGUGUUCGCUAUCCUCGGCACCGGUAUCGAUCAAUUCUUCUCACUGCGGUAUCCCACCAUAUUCAUCGUGUCGUACGUGGCCCAGCUGCUAUCGUAUCCGUGCGGCGUCUUCAUGGCCAGGGUGCUGCCUACUGGAGUCAUCCCCCUCGGACCGCUCUCCUUCUCCCUCAACCCCGGCCCGUUCAACCAAAAGGAACACAUGGUCAUCACCAUCAUGUCGAAUGUCGCGUACGGAGGCUAUAAUGGCACUGCGUACGUCACGUAUAUAAUACAAGUGCUCAAGCUCGACAUGUUCUUCGGCAACAGAAAGCUCGCCGACAGCGCGGGGUGGCAGAUCCUCAUGGCCCUCUCGACCCAACUCAUUGGCUACGGCGCUGCAGGCGUUAGUCGAAGGGUUCUGGUAUAUCCGGCCGAGAUGAUCUGGCCCCGAUGCCUGGCGCAGAUUGCGCUCAACAAGGCUCUGCAUCAUGACGAUGGCUCGAGGGAGCUGUCGUCUGGAUGGACGCUUUCGCGAAACCGCUUCUUCCUGUACGCCUUUGUCGGCAUGUUUCUCUACUUCUGGGUGCCAAAUUACCUCUUCAACGCUAUGUCCAUCUUCAACUGGAUGACAUGGAUUAAGCCAGAUAGUGCCACACUGGCUAUCGUAACCGGCUCGAUCUGCGGCAUGGGCCUCAACCCAAUUCCUACCUUUGACUGGAACUGGGCGACGUCUCUUCUGGACCCCAUCGUCACGCCCUUCUUCUCCACCGCCAAUGUCUUUGCAGGAGCAUUUAUCGCCGUGAUUCUGGCCAUCAUUCCAGUUUACUGGUCGAACGCGUUCAACUCGGCCUACGUGCCCAUCAACAGCAACUACGUCUUCGACAAUUUCGGCCUGCCGUACAACAUUUCGCGGGUCCUGAACCCAGACUUUACGCUGGAUGAGACCGCGUACCAAGAGUAUAGCGUGCCGUAUCUGUCUGCGGCAUCGUCGGUGACGUAUGCGUGCAACUUUGCGCUUUACCUGGCGGCCCUAGUCCACGUCGGGCUCUAUCACCAUGUCGAGCUCACGCGUGCGCUCAAGAACCUCUUUCGCUCCCGCGUUCCUGUUCGAGAGGCGGAUAAGGAUAUACACACCAGACUCAUGACGAGCUACAAGGAGACGCCACAUUGGUGGUACAUGGUCGUCCUGGCCAUCUCCUUCACGAUGGCCUGCUGCGCAUGCACGCUCUGGGACACGUCGAUGCCCGUUUGGGGUAUAGUAUUUGCGCUGGUGCUGUGCUUUUGCCUUCAGGUGCCCAUAGGCAUUAUAUUGGCUAUGACCAAUGUCGAGGUGACACUCAACGUGAUUGCCGAGUUCAUUGGGGGCUUUGUUCUCAGCGGCAAGCCCAUCGCCAACAUGAUGUUCAAGGCGUUUGGGUACAUCACAUGCGCGCAGAGCAUCCAGUUCACCGCUGGCCUAAAGAUGGCGCAUUAUUGCAAGAUACCACCACGAUUGACGUUCGCGAUCCAAAUCUGGGCGACGAUACUGGCAGCGUUUGUGUCGAUUGGCGUGAAUCAGUGGCAGCUGACGCACAUUGACAACGUCUGCGCCAUUGACCAGCCAGACAGGUUUUCGUGUCCCGGAACACACUCCUACUUCACAGCUACGGUCAUUAUGGGCGCCAUCGGCCCCAAGCGAAUAUUCGGCUGGGGCCAGAUCUACAACUCUCUCACCUGGGGAUUCCUCGUUGGAGCAAUAUUGCCUGUUCCCGUAUUCUUCCUGCAGCGAUGGUUCCCAAACAGCUGGGUGCGGUACGUCCACGUGCCUGUGCUCUUCUUCGGCCCGCUCAGCCUCUCGCCGUACAACCUCACGCAUCUAUGGCCGGCGUUCUGUCUAUCCUGGUUCUUCAACCUGUACAUUCGCAAGCGCAUGCUCGGGUGGUGGGCACGGUACGCGUAUGUCCUGACCAGCGCCUUUGCCUCGGCAGUCGCCGUGUCCGGCAUCGUCAUGUUCUUCGCGGUGCAGUUCAAAUCGUCGGCCAAGCUGGACUGGUGGGGAAACCGCGUGUCGUUUGCAGGCGUCGAUGGGGGCGGCAAUAACGUGGCUUGUGUGCUCAAGCAGGUACCCGAGGUAGGGUUCUAA
Purpureocillium lilacinum is the source of this 2487-nucleotide messenger RNA. NCBI's taxonomy places the organism in Eukaryota, Fungi, Ascomycota, Sordariomycetes, Hypocreales, Ophiocordycipitaceae. The record is from RefSeq and is a predicted model, not a curated record.